GUGUUUGACUUUACUGUACUCGUCCGAUGAUUUCGUCACAGAUGAUCGAUCGUUUUACCUUUUUCUAAUUUCAUUACCGGUAUCGUCUAAAGAUUUCUCCAAACUCGUUGUCAAAGUGCGGUGAUUUCUGCUACAGGUGCGGAGCGUGUGUACAAUCGCAACCGACACCCGAACAGUUGUGAACACGGUUAGCUCUCGUUGUCGGACAGACAUUCUCACAAGUCUUUUCAUCUACAAGUACUGAUCGCAUUUGAUGUUUGAUGUUUUUAUAUUUUGUAAGUGAAAUUGUAAACAUUAAUUCUCCGAACAUUCUUGCAAAUCGAUCAGAGCGAAGCCCACCACACCUAUAAUUCACAAAAGCCACAGAUCAAACAAAUCAGAAUGAUUACAGGCUGAUGCUAGAUUCAUCACUAUGGCUGACUUUUCUUGCUAUUAUAAUUUUGUGGGCUGUGUGGAAGGUCAUUCAGUUAAGGCAGCGUUAUCUCUUAUAUAAAGGCGUUCCAUCCAUGGAUGGCUUCUCAUUUAUCUUUGGCCAUAUGCACAAACUUCCAGCUGAUGGAAGAGAUAUGUACAAACACCUUCUUAAUGACUGGCUCUGUGUUUCACACCGGAUGUUCUGUUUCUGGGUCACACCACUACGCCCUAUCAUCUUUCUUUUUCAUCCGGAUGCCGCAAAAGUCCUUCUGCAGUCAUCUGAAUCCAAGCAAGUGGAAUUUGGCGAUGCAUUCAGAUUUGUCAAACCGUGGGUGGGAGAAGGAAUUCUUCUUUCUAGUGGUAAUCGCUGGAUGCGUGCCAGACGUUUGCUCACGCCAGCCUUCCACUUUGAUAUCCUGAAGCCCUACAUUGGUGUCUACAAUAAGACAGUUGAUAGCUGCAUAGAAACCAUAGACAAGUUUGCCAACUCAGGGGAGAGCUUUGACAUCUACCCUUUGCUAAAGCUGUGUACAUUUGACAUCAUCUUGAAGUGUGCCAUGUCUGUUGAUCUGAAUGUCUUUAAGAAAGGGGGAAAUGUACCUUAUAUAAAUGCAUGUGACAGACUUCUAUACCUGUGGGGAGAAAGAAUACGGAAUAUAUUUGUGUACUGGGAUGCUGUUUAUCGCCUGACCAAAAAUGGGCAAGAAUUCUACAAGAACUGUGAUCUUGUUCACUCAUUUGCUCAGGAAAUUAUCACAAAAAGAAUGCAAGAGCUUAAGGAAGAAGGGCCACCCAAAAAGCGAUAUUUGGAUUUUUUGGACAUCCUGCUGACAGCAAAAGAUGAAACAGGGCAAGGAUUGACUCCCUUGGAGAUCAGAGCAGAAGUGGAUACAUUCCUGUUAGCUGGUCAUGAAACAUCGUCUACUGCCACUAGCUGGCUGCUGCACUUACUAAGUGAAAAUGUGGACUACCAAAAGCGGGUGCAGGAAGAAGUGGAUGAGGUGCUGGAGGGACGAGAAUCAAAACACGUCUUGUGGUCAGAUCUUCAAAAACUUGAAACCCUGACAUGCUGCAUGAAAGAGGCGAUGCGUUUGUACCCUGCCGUGCCUGGUGUUGGACGAAUUCUGACAAAAGACACUUUGAUAGAUGGCCACACAAUCCCAGCAGGCACAAGGGUAAAUGUCAGCUUUAUUCUCCUGCACCGUAACCCAGAUGUAUGGGAGGACCCACACACAUUCCGUCCAGAGCGCUUUGAAGUGGAGGAGGCCAAAAACCGAAAUCCCUUUGCCUUUGUUCCAUUUUCAGCUGGACCAAGGAACUGUAUUGGAAUGACAUUUGCCAGCAAUGAGAUCAGAGUGCUGGUAGCCAGAUUGCUCCAAAGGUAUGACUUCGCACCUGAUCCUUCUCACCCGGUGGAAGUGGUCGCCAGUUCUAUCACGCAGUCACAAUCAGGGGUGUGGAUGUUUGCCAAAAGACGCAAGUGAAAAAAAAAGAGAGAGAGUACAGAAGAGUAUAAAGAAAUGUUUAGGUUUUAAUAAUGGCCUAUUAACUAAAAACAGCAUUAACCUGAGGAGAUGUUAACCAUAAGAAUUAAAUACAUCAUAAGCAUUCUUAGAUGCUAAUUACCUGAUCACUGUUCAAGCUGUGAUGGUACUCAUUCAAUGUUACAUUCAUUUUCACUUUUAUUAUACAAGUUUAUUGCAUUGCUGGCACAACAGAUUCAGACCUUCAUAUAAUCACAAUUAAGACCUGUUCAGUUGCAUGGCCAAAACAUGCAGGCACACAGAAUCGGUGGCCUGAUGAGAACUGAAGAAUUGCAGAACAUGCUUGUAUCUCGAUUUAAGUAUAAUUUAGUGACACCCAUUUGUGCAACAUGGACAUGUUAUCUGAAAGUAGGGUGUAACCAGCAGACAUGGUCAAAUUCCAUCACAGUUAUGCAUGAGGAUAUGCAUGUCCUAUUGAGAGAAUUGUGCUAUUUUCCUGCUUCCUCAGGCUGUCAGUCCUGUGUGCUUGCAUGCUGGACUAACAGAAGGAUGGUCUUAUAUAUGACUUCUGAAUUCCAACAUGUCGUUUCUAAAUCUGCAAUGGUAUUGCUAGUUGCUGAUAAUGUGCUAUGCAGUUUUUGAUUACUGAUUAGUUUUUAUUUAAUCAGUUUUUACUUGUUGCAUUGAUUCCUUUCUAUUAAGUAUAUGACAGGUAUGGGAAUAAACCAUACAAAUAUGCCUAUAAGAAAUAAAACCUGAGCAUGGUUUUACUAAAGCAUGUAUGUGCUAUGUUUGCUGCUACGAUUAAAUAAUAACUGUCCAUCUGCCAUUGUGUCCAUAAAAUGCUCAGCAACUUUAGUAAUAAAACUUUUGAAUUUGGAGUUUUCUAUUCAGAGAAAAGUUAUGACUAUUAUCAUUACCUGGUAAUGCUGGUCUGACCUAACCCCCUCUAUGAUUUAAAAUUUAAUUGUUUCCUUUAAAAAUUGUUUACUUUUUAAAAGUAGACCUCUAAAAUCAAAUCUGAGGAGAAAGAGGCAAAACUGAAAUAUUCAAAUGUAAAAGAGUUUAAUUAAAUAUGCCAUUGCACUAUAUACAUAUGCAAAAUGUAACAAAUUUUUUGGCUUCACCAUGGAUGAAACAUCAGCUAAAAGGCUUUCUAUAUGUAAAGGUAAUGUAUAUUAAAAAGGAAGUCUGGAAAUAAUUCGCACCAUCUUAGCAACUAUCCCUGGCAACAUAGGUACUUGAGGAAGAAUCAGAGUAGUAGUGCCUAGCAGCAUGAUGAUUAAAGGAAGAAGCAAAGUAGUAAUCUCUUGCAGUUCUGCUCAGGGAUGCCAGGCCAGAUAUGAUUGCCUUCAAACUGUAGUCAUAAGAAGUGAAUGUCGGUUACAUUUCAAGAGUUUCUGGAUCUUAUCUUCUGCUGCUGUGACAAAUGGUUGCCUACGUUCAAAGACUCCUCCCAGAGUGGAAGCAAACUUCGCACCAUUGACCAAUAGUUGUUCUGUGUAGAACAAACAAAAAAGAACAAGUAUCAAAUUCUUCAUUAAGUCAUUUCAUGAAUUUUUUUUUAACUUGCACUCUGUUCAUUAUGGUCAAUAAACAUAAAUUUUAAAGAUGGAAUCACAAAUAAGGUCAUUUUCAUUUGCAGCAUUCUAGUCUCCCAUAAAUUACACAUGUUUUGUCUUCUAGCAUCCUCUUCUUUUUUAAUUUACCUGUUGUUGUUUUUUUUACUGUUGUAGUAUGCUUGGAGCUUCAAUUAUUAGAGGCAGGAGAAGGUAUGUUUCUAGUCAAUUAUCAUCUAUCAGCUGAUAGGGCUCUCUUGAACACUAAACUAGUGCUGUUUUGACACAAUAUGCUUUAACUAGAUGCCUUUUGCAUCACACACACUUAGCUCACCUGUAGUAUAACAAAUUUUGAACUUGAACUUGGAUGACAGUUCAUCUCUUCAUCAAGUACAUCUAUAUCCUGAACAGAGUUUUGAUAAAAGAUCUUUAAUAAGUUAGACAAAAAACUCUAAGUAUAUUAUGUUUACAAAAGUAUAAAUUAAUGAUCAUUCAAAUUAUAAAGAUUUUUGACUUAACUUUUAGGCAAUUGUGCAAAAGCAUCAAAACAACAAUUUAUGUUGAUAAUUUGUCAUUUUAAAUUUUGUGCUUUUAUUACAAUAGCAGAAAACACAACAAUAAUAAGCUUGUAUAGAAAAGCACCACACUUAUAUGCUCCUCAAAGUAUGAAAAUAAUUAGGAAAUAAGCUAAUAAAAUACAAUAAUAAUUAUUCUAAAGAUAAAUGAUAGUGACAUCACAUUUCUUAUGUCAGAUCUUGCUGCUAUUUUUGACAUAGUUGACCACAUAAAUAGCCUUAGUACUCUUUCUGUUAUCUCUGAUCCCCCACUUGAUUGGUUUUUGUGAUAUAUUUCUCACAGGACUUGGUAGAUGGCUGCAAGUUUGCACCAGUCCCCAUUUGAUCACGAGUUCCAAAGGCUCUGUACUUUGUCCUAUCCUUUUGUCAUGUGUACUAAGCCACUCACUACUCUGAUUCAAACUGUUUCCUACCAAUCUUUCAUGGACAAUAAUUAAAUACCAGCUGUUCUCCCACUUACACAUAUUGCUAUGCACAGCAUUUAAGAUCCCAUGCAGGUUAGGCUAUGUAUGACCCAAAAUAAGUUGAAACUAAACAAAGUUAAAACAGAAGCCCUAAUCCUUUUCCAAGAGUAGUAACAGAGUUCAUCCUGAUUUGCCUGUCUUUAGAUUGAGAAUGUUGAUAUUCCCUUCAUAGUGUCAGGACAAACUUUUGUAAUGACUGCGUUAAUGGCAAUCAUGUUUCUAAGCUGUUGUGAUGCUUACUACAAACUCAGAUCAGCUCCAUAAGGUACCAUUAUAGGCAUCAAUGCAAUUUAUUUUCAGAUCAUAUUUUAUUAGUCAAGUGUAUUCUUUGAUAGUUAUUAUUUCAAAGUUUAUUAAAUGGAUAUUGUUUAACCCA
Pomacea canaliculata is the source of this 4872-nucleotide messenger RNA. Its product is annotated as cytochrome P450 4F4-like. The transcript is spliced from 13 exons. The record is from RefSeq and is a predicted model, not a curated record. Gene Ontology annotation, molecular function: oxidoreductase activity, acting on paired donors, with incorporation or reduction of molecular oxygen; iron ion binding; heme binding. NCBI's taxonomy places the organism in Eukaryota, Metazoa, Mollusca, Gastropoda, Architaenioglossa, Ampullariidae. Bases 396 to 1898 code for a protein of 500 amino acids.